CAUUACCGAUAUACGAUGGCUCGCCGAUCAACAGGAAGAUCGAGUUGAUCAAAAACCGGAUUCUGAUGAACCCGACCCACCGGUAUCUGCCGCGUCCCAGACUAACUCUUCCAUGUUCAAUGUGUCUAGCAACAUUGAGGGACUCAGUCGGACUUCUGAUUCCGAUGCUGCAUCAGAAGCCCCUGACUUCCACAACUUCUCGCUCGGUUCUGAAUUUGUAAACAACUUCAAUCUUCAAAAGGAAAACGUCAAAGAAUUCAGCGUCGAUGAUGGAGCUUCCUCGAUUACUUCUUUCCCUAGCCUGCCACAGCGACACUGCACGGAUGAGUGGCUGAGCACCCCUGCCAGCCUCGUCACUUUGGAACAUGAAGACAAAGGCAAGGUCAACAUGUAUCAUUUGGGAAUUGACGCCAGACUUGGCAGCAUCGCACCCAUCAGCGAACAAAUAGCCAAGAAAGAUCCUGACCAUAGCACGAUUGAUGUUGUAGUUUCCACCUCGGAUGAUUCUGCGACUACGAAAACCAAGCCCUCUCGCCGAGGCUCCGAGGCUCUACUUGACCUGCACGCACGCCCUGAGAAGAAGGUCCCAGACUCAUCGCCCAAAAAUGGCAGGCGGCGAUCUGCCCAUUUCGCAGAUCGUCUAGUACAAGAGACUCGCAAAGCGGAGCCAGGUUUCAUGCAGCAAAUCACACGAAAGAUCAGUUCUGUAUUCCAGAGUCCAGCAAGUAGUGGCCGUACAACCCGCGCGCCAGCACCAUCCGAAGUUGACGAUGAGGUUACCGGAAAGACUGGCGGAGAACUUGGUGCGAGCCGGCCAGCUGCGGGAAUUGGUGGUCCCGGCGUGGAAUGCCUUUCAGAGCCUGAGCCCGACGCCGUCUACCAGGCUAUGGUGAUAUCGAAGCCUACGAAAGACAAGAAGCAACGGCGAAGCCCCUGUUCUGAAGACUACAUUCCCCACAUGUGCGUAAACGAUCUGGGCACGUCGGGAAUACCUUCACCCAAUAUUCAGUAGCCAACAUAGGCAACUAGGCUAUCUAUCAUAGGUGUUCUGCCUGUGUCAGAUGGAGGAAGGAUACCAAGAGAACAUGAUGACUUACCCUAGAAUCCAUAGCUGUUAGUUGAUCAACACGGCCAUCGUCUCCCU
Molecule: messenger RNA, 1144 nt
Organism: Colletotrichum godetiae
Lineage: Eukaryota; Fungi; Ascomycota; Sordariomycetes; Glomerellales; Glomerellaceae
Exons: 1
Coding region: 113-1012 (299 amino acids)
Source: RefSeq, a predicted model, not a curated record